UUAGCAGAAUUCUAGGCUCAGGGCUCGUGCCCCGUAACCGUUUUUUCACAAGUGUAAGGGCUGGAGCAGGCAGCGGUACCUCUACCCGGCCCUAGCCCGUAGGGGACAGGGCCGAUCGCUGAACGCUGGACAGUGAUGCGGCCGCCACAGCCCCCUGCGGAGACGUGGCGUAGCGAUGGCAGCACGCGCUCGGUUUAUGCUGAACCGUUAACAUCGCCCCUGGAUUGCCGUUUCGGGGGGGGCUGGGGUAUUGAUCCGUCCUCCUGCCCCACCACCCUGCUGCCAUUGGCCUGCCCCAGCCGCACCCGCCGGCGGGGCCUCACCGAACCGCACAGCUGCGUGUCCGGGGUGGGCGGGCCGCGAUGUGCCCUGAGCGGGGUUCCGGCCCUGGCACCUGGGAAGGAAGCACCAAGAACCGCUUCUCCCGCGGGGGAAGACGGGUCCCUCCGCACCAGCUCCAGGGCGCCCCGCCCGGGAAGACGGUCACGAGGUGCUGCGCUGCCCUACGGGAGCAACCGUUGUUCGCUGGUCAGCAAACCCGGCUCCUUGCGCCCCGAGUCCCAGGCUGAACCGAGUCCCGGCCGCAGGAGGCGGGGCUAAGCCGGCAGGACCCAGGCGCCUGCGCCCGGCCAUGGAGGGGGAGCUCGGAACUUGGAGUGGAAAUGUAUUGGAUUAUUUUCUGAACACUAACCAGAUUAAAACCAGAGAUGGAGCAGAAAUUAUCUGGUAUCAUGCAGCAAACAAUAAAUCACAAAUGAAAGAGGCAAUACAAAGUGCUGCUCAUAUGGUAGAAGCAGAUAUUCUUCUUUGUGGUGAAGAAGAAGGAAAUGGUGAACCAAUCAUGGCUCAUCCUCCUGAAACAAACAGUGACAACACAUUGCAGGCGUGGCUAAAUGAGAUUGUGAACACUAAAAAAGGCAUCAAGCUGGAUUUUAAGAGUCUAGCAGCGGUGAAGCCCUCUAUGAUGCUUCUUGAAGGCAUAAAGUUGCAUCUGAGGCGACCUGUUUGGAUUAAUGCAGACAUUCUCCCUGGACCUAAUGGAAGUAACACUGUUGUGGAUGCAAAAAGAUUUCUAGACACUGUAACUUCAUUCUGCCCGGAUGUGACCUUAUCGUUGGGCUGGACAACUGGGUGGCAGCCUCAACAAUGCAAUAAAGGAUACAGUUGGGCAAUGGUGAAAGAGAUGGCUCAGAUAUGUGAUGGACUUACUCAGCCUGUAACAUUCCCUGUUAGAGCAGCUUUGGUACAACAGUCAACAUCUGAGUUGCUUUGGUUAUUACAGAAGUCAAACAGGUACAGCCUGACUGUUUGGACAGGAAGGCACGAUGAGUACUCUAUAGAAGACCUGCUCUACCUCAGAGAGAACUUGGAUAAAAGUAGGGUUUAUUAUGAUAUUUUGGAACCACAAAACUCUGAAUUCAGAAAGGCCAUAGGAAUAGAAGUGUGAAUAUAAAGGAAAUAGACACUGACACUAUAAAUAGUAAAUGAAACUAUGAAUUCACACUACUGUGGCUCUUUUGGGUAAUACUGAUUGCUAAUUUGGCUCAUGAACAACUGAGGUCUGAGUAUCGCUGGUAUAGGUAUACAUGGCCCUCCCUCAGCUCAGAGGACUGGACUAGAUGCGCUCUCAAGGUUCCUUCCUGAUCUACAUUUCUGUGAUUUCUUCUACACACUCAUCUCCACUAGUUUCCUGUGAAGCAGUGGGUUUAUUUUAAGGGCUCAUCUACACAAAUGUACACCAUAAUAACUAAAUCUAUUGUAAUUUACUUCUUUUGUUAUUUCAGUGCAAGUCUGCAUGUGGACACUCUUAUUUUGGAAUAAGAGCACUGAAAUAGGACACUUAUUCCUACGUUCACAUGUUACUCCAAAAUGUGGACCUGAGGCACCCAAUAAUGGCCUGCCUAUAACUGUAAACAAAUUGUCAAUUUAGCCUGUGUUAAUGGGUAACAGGAGGUGGCCUGCCCUAGAGGAAUUGCCCAGGUUUUACCAGGGAGUUUGUCUUUGCCCCUCAGAGGUCUGCUCAGGACAGACUAGUUCUGUCAAACCAUGAGAGGACCCGGAUACAGGCUUCCGCUCAAAGGAUUGACGCUAAAGCAGUAAUUCUUCAAAAACAAAGUAACAUUUAUGUAAAGGAAAUAUUCAGUUACAAUACAUUUAAUAAUCAAGAAAGAAUGCAUUGUGAAACAUAACCCAGAACAUAGUACAGUUGCAUUGCAUUUAGAAAUCAUAUAGGGAGGCGACACGACAGACUACAUAAACUAUAUAGCUGAUACAAUGUUGCACAAUACAAUACACAUAGACCCUUUAUGCAUAUGUAUAAAGCCUUAAUGCAAUGCUACAAUAUAAUACCAAACUUAUUACAAUGUAACAUACAGAACUCUUUUACAUAUGUAUAAAACUGCAUUACAAUAUUACACAUUAAAGGACAUUACUAAAUAACAUUCUAUGAGUUCUGAUCAGGCAAUCAUAGAAUGGUGGGGUAAAAUCCAUUCAGACACAGACAUUCAGUUUUAUUUACAAUCAGUCCCAUGCAUUCCUUAUCAUUAAGAAGGAAUUAUACUUACUUUCUUUCUAAAAUCCCUCUGCACCGUCUAUGGUCCUUCUGUGCUCGGUCAAGGAUUUCAGUGAUAUUCAGUCUGCUGCUGUCUUCUCCUCCGCUCUCCUGCUCACCCACACACCUACCCUGAAGCCUGUCAUCUCUCUGCCUUGUAUACUAUUUUUGAUCUUUUCUGAUUGGUUGCUCUCUCUCAAUACUAGUAAUUAGCAUAGUUCCUCUUUAUGGGGUGAUAACUAUUCAGCCAAUCAGCUUUACCUGUCAUUUGAGCCAGACCUGGCUGAGAAUCUCCUUCUUACCUGACUGACCCAUCCCUUAAUCUCACCCUGCUGAACUUAAUUUCACCCCAGUUACCUGUCUGCUAUUGGUCAAUUCAGCCUGAGUCCUCCAUUUUAAUUUUUCUAAUGUAAAAUCGUUGCAGCUGCCAUUUUGGAAACCUGCUCUAACCUAUCACUAUUUAUUACUUAUCAAAAAGCCUUAAAUCUUUAGCUAACUACAUUUUUUUAUUCAUGUUUAGGCAUUAUGAUAUUGUCACCACUUUUGUUAUGCUAAUUGGGGGAGGUGAAUUUUACAGUGUUUUUUCUCUUCUUUGCAUAUUGACAGCUGCACGGCUGACACCUCUCCAUGGUGCUGCUAAUUUUUUUACACAGCAUAGAGCAACUAAAAGCCUCUUGUAUCAGUCCCCUCCUUGGUGGGUGAUAUACUUAUUUAUCAACCCACCACUUGUUUAAAUAGUGAGUUCAGUGGAUGUUUGGUCUUGUCCAGUAUGGGCUCAAGGCUCUCCUGUCAGACCGAGCAGAUACCUCUUCUUACUGGCACAAUUCCUCACCAUCCUUGAUUCUCACUAGGGUCACACUUUCCUGUGUGCCAUUAUAGUUUCUUUUAAGGCUUGUGGACUAUACAUGCUUUAGCUGCUUAAAAUUUUGUUUGACCCAGCACACCAGGAUAAUAAGUAUAAAUGCCAUCAUAAUCUGAAAUGCUAAUACUAUCACAACAGGCUGUAAAAUUGUAUUAAAGAAUCCUGUUGCUCUAGGAGACCAUCCCAAGAACACUUUCCACCUGUUAUUUUUGGUAUCACUUUUUAUACACUCUAUAGUGUGCUCAGUUUUCUUAGAGAGUGGUGAAGAGUAAUCAUAGCCUUUUGUGCAUUUUCCUGAGCCCUUUGUUGUUGUCUUUGUAAGUCAGGAUGAUCCAUUAAUUGCUUAACUAAACUUAUAUUUAUUUCCAAGGUAUUGGAUCAACCUUUUUAUAUAUCUGAUACUGAUCCCUAAUUUCCUCAUUACCAAUUUCAGGUAGCAUGAAUUUGAAAUUCCAACCAAUCAUCGAGGUGAUAUUACAACAACAUUUGUUUUCAUAACGGUUAUGAGUUACAUUGAAUACAUGAUUAACUUAAACAAUUUACAACAUCUUCUAACACAUACACAUUUAUUUCCAAUAUAUAUAACGAAGGAUCCAUUAAAUGGGAAAAGAUCUAGCUGAUAAUGGCAUUUUCCCAGUUAGUCACUUACAAUCCAGCCAUAUGAUGUAUGUUUAUCACUAUUACAAAUAUAUCCAAUUCCACAUUCUUCCAUACAGGCCUCAAGUUCCACAGUUUUCCAUGUACGGUUUUGCCUUGUGGCCUAUAGUGUUUGUUCUAUUGGUUGCAUUAUACUAUUAUUAAUAUUUAACCCUAGCAUUACAAUAGGAGAUAUCCAUUCUAUUUGGGCAUUGGACAUUAUGACUGUAUGUAGUAAUUUGAUUCAUUUGAGGAUUAUAUGUGAAAUUUAUCAUUUUCCACCAGGAAUAUAUCUUUUAUUCCACCCUAGUGGCAUAUUUCCACAUUAUACUUCUUAUUUUUAAAGGUAAAAUUCCUCUCAUCCCAUCUCUUAUUAUGUCUUUCACCACAUCAUUAGUCCAAGUCUGUGCUUGUAUGCAAGCCAGUGUCAUGGAUACAUUGCUUUGUAAUACCUCUACGAUAUGUAGUAUGGCUAAAUAAUCAGCCUUUUGUAAUUUUUCUGAGCCAGGGAAUAAACUCGCUAUUAGGUGAUGGCGAGUGCUUAUGUAGAUGUUUUGACAAAGCUCCCAAGUGUUGUCCUACUGCAUUUAAUUUAUUAGCCAAUACUUCUGCAUCUAUGCUAUUCAACACUCCGAGUUCUGUACCUGCUCUUCCUAAAGCUGUAUCUAUUAAGCUUCUUUUUUUCUAUUAGUGGUGGCUUUUAAUAAAAGUUGGAUUUCUGUCCAUUUUUUCCAUCCCA
This is a messenger RNA of Chrysemys picta bellii (western painted turtle), 4788 nucleotides long. It is a transcript of the gene FAM151B, whose product is annotated as family with sequence similarity 151 member B. The record is from RefSeq and is a predicted model, not a curated record. NCBI's taxonomy places the organism in Eukaryota, Metazoa, Chordata, Testudines, Emydidae.